UCCAUUGCAGACACAUGCAGUGAACACCUGCCUUGGCUUUGGGGAAAAAAAGGGGCAGAAACCCCCGGGAGGUUCGAGUUCGAGUUCAUCUUACGUGACCCGGGAGCGUGUUGUCUUUCUCCCGGGCGCGGUGGAGUUAUCUCUCCUCAGACUGUCACGAAAGCAGUGAAGAAUUGUUGCAUUUGUCGGGGUUUGGGCGAUAAGAGAGAGAGUGUGUGUGUGUGUGAGAGAGAGAGAGAAAGAAAGAGAGAGAGAGAGAAAGGAGCAAUACCUCUCUCUCUCUCUCUGCUUUAUCUCUUCUCCUCUCACAGGAGACGCAGCGCCGCAUCGACCGCCUGAAAAUAAAACCAAAUCACUGGAGCGCGUUCAUUUCUCAAAAGUGAGCUACUAUUGGACGGAAUACAGCAUCUUUUUUGUUGUUCGUGUUAUUUUUUUUUCUUUCUUCCUUUUUUUUCCCAGACUGAGGAAUAGCUAUCACAUCGAGACUGAGAGGAAUGUGGUGAUAAAAAUCUCACCUGCGCCAAAACAACAAAAAAACAAAGUCCGCGCGCUAAACUCUCUUUACAGCCCUGACUCCUGACUGAAGGCUUGGAGGCAACGAAUACACACACACACACACACACAGACAGGAUGCAGUGCCAGAAUCAACAUGUGAAAACACCUGAACGCACAACCUGUGCUCACAAACACUGAGUGAGAAGAAGCCAGAUCUGAUCAAGCAGCCCAAGUCUGAUCUUCAGCCAGAGCACUCAAGAAAAGAGAAAAGGACUCUAUAGGACCUCUGAGUCACAUGGGCAUUAUGGGAACCAAAGUCAUCCUGUUGCUGCUGGUACUGUGUGUUUGCGGUGUAUCCUGCAUCCUGCGUUCAGCUCCCAGAGUGGCUUUAGCUUAUAAAGAUCUAAUGGACACUCGGACAGCAAGACCAUUCAGCUUGUCCUUUAACACCAGCGAUUACCGGAUCCUCCACAUGGACCAGGAUCAGGGUCGUCUUUACCUGGGCAGCCGGGAGUACCUCGUCUCCCUCGACAUGCAGAACGUCAACAAGGAGCCUCUCAUUAUUCAUUGGCCUGCUCCAACACAGAGAAAGGGGGAGUGUCAGAUGACGGGCAAAGGAAAGCAUGGAGAGUGUGCCAACUUUGUGCGUAUGAUCGAGCCAUGGAACAGGACUCAUCUGUACACAUGUGGCACUGGAGCUUACAGACCCAUCUGUACGUUCAUAAAUAGAGGCUGGAAAGCUGAGGACUACCUCUUUAGGCUAGUCUCUGGAUAUGUGGAUUCAGGAAAGGGUAAAUGCUCCUACGAUCCAAAUCACGAAGAUGUGGCUGCUCUCAUCAAUGGCAACCUGUAUGCUGGUGUGCAUGUGGACUUUAUGGGUGCUGACCCAGCUAUCUUUAGGAUGAUGGGGUCCAGGCCAGCUAUUAGAACAGAGCAGUCUGACUCCAGGUGGCUCAAUGAACCAGUGUUCAUCCAAAUAAAGCAGAUUCCUGACAGCUCCGAGGCAAAUGAUGACAAGCUUUACUUUUUCUUCCGGGAGAAGAGUCAGGACUCUGGAGGAACAGCGAGCCCCAGCGUGUUGGCCAGGGUGGGACGAGUGUGUCUGAAUGAUGAGGGAGGCCAGAAGUCUCUAGUUAACAAGUGGACAACGUUUCUAAAAGCCAGGCUGGUGUGCUCCGUGAUGGGUGUGGAUGGUGUGGAGACGUUCUUUGAUGAGCUGAGGGAUGUCUUUAUUCAGUCCACCCAGGAUGAGAGAAACCCUAUGGUGUAUGCUGUUUUCUCCACUGCAGGAUCUGUUUUUAAGGGAUCAGCUGUAUGUGUGUACUCCAUGGCUGAUAUACGUAAUGUAUUCAAUGGGCCUUUUGCCCACAAACAUGGGCACAACUACCAAUGGACAAUGUACACCGGAAAGAUCCCCUACCCUCGACCUGGAACUUGUCCUGGAGGUACGUUUACACCGAAUUUGCAGUCUUCGAAGGCAUUCUCAGAUGAGGCUGUGAACUUCAUCCGUGCGCACCCGCUCAUGUAUCACCCUGUGUACCCUAUACACAAGCGCCCCCUGGUGGUGCGUUCAGGCGUAGACUACAGGUUCACCACCAUCGCCGUGGACCAGGUGGAUGCUGUGGAUGGGAGAUAUGAGGUGUUUUUUCUAGGCACAGAUCGUGGAACGGUACAAAAGGUUAUAGUUCUUCCCAAAGAUCCAACCACUAUGGAAGAGCUGACAUUAGAGGAAGUGGAAGUUUUUAGGACACCGGUUCCCGUUAAAACAAUGAGGAUUUCUGCUAAAAGGCAACAGCUGUACGUGUCUUCAGACGUAGGUCUUACCCAGGUGUCACUGCAUCGCUGUGGGGUGUAUGGUAAGGCUUGCUCCGACUGCUGCCUGGCUCGUGACCCCUACUGUGCAUGGGAUGGAGAGAGCUGUACUCCAUUCACACAAGCUACUAAAAGGAGGAGCAGAAGGCAGGAUGUAAAACAUGGUGACCCUCUACGUCAGUGUCGAGGAUUCAAUGCUAAAGUUGAGAGGAAACUGAAGGAGACGGUGCAGUUUGGCGUAGAGGGAAGCAGCACGUUUUUGGAGUGUGUACCACGAUCGCCUCAGGCUACUGUCAAAUGGCUGUACCAAAAAGACGGAAGAAGGAAAGUGCUUAAUAGAGAAGGAGAAGUUCUAAACACACCUCAAGGUGUCCUGCUAAAAUCCCUCACCCACUCAGAUGCCGGGUUAUACCACUGCUUGGCCACUGAGAAUAACUUCAAACACACUCUAGCCCGCGUCUCGUUGCGUAUUCUGGACCGUGACAUUGCUGUGGCCCUGACUGUACCAGAUGAUGAGAAUAAAGAAGAGGAAAGGCAUCACAAGCCUGAAGCCCGUCCCCUAUCUGGCAACGUGCAACGCUUAGAGCCUGAGAUGCGCGUGAUCCACCAGUAUUGCCAAUCAUACUGGGAACAGCUCAAUGAGCAAGGACAAAGCAAACGUCCAAAUCGCAGGCACACGGAGGGUCACGAGCCCAGUGGAGGCUGAGACUGGUACUGAGACUGUGUACUUCCUUCAUUCACCUGCUGGUCCAAUUCUGCUUUUUUCAAUGAAAGGGAGGUGAAGGGUCACAGGCAUAAACACUAUAUUUUAUAAGAGACUUGUCCACUCAACACUCAUUUUUCUUUUAUGUUGCGUUUACUUGUUACUGCAGUUUGCGUACUUGUUUCUUUAUUUCCUAUGUUCCUUGAUGGGUCACAUUUGCUCAGCCAUUCUUAAGUCUCGUGGUGUUACCCUGAUUUUGGACCAUUUUUUUUUUACCAUAACAAAUGCUCUUUAUUAUAUUUGUGGAUUUAAUGACCCAGCUGGUGUUGAUGAUCCUCUGACACUCCAGUUUAGCUGCAAAAUAUAUUUGUUUUUUCAGACAAAAAUGUUAUGAGUUUACGAUUUUCACGUUUAAGCACCUUAAAGUAUGAUUUACAGUAACUGCAGAUCAUGACUAAAAACACAAAUUUCUUUUGUGCAUAUACAGUAUGUGUAAACAUUCAUUUUGCGGGCCAGUGCAAUUUCCAAUUUGCUUCCUGGACAUUAAAGCAUAUGGGUCCUGUGCAGAUAACAGUACUUCAGUAGAUAAAGCUGUACAUACAUCCUGGUUUUGCUUCCUGUUUGGAAAAUUGCACCAUUUUUUUUCAGGAUCACUACAAUGUCUUCAUGGGUGUCACUGUAGCUGAUUGAUAUGUUGUAUUUAUUUUUAGGUUGUAUAUUUUUUGCCUUAGUAGAGAAUUUAUAAAGUAUGUAAAAGGUGGAGGUGUUUUGCAUGACAGAUAAGAUAUAUAGCUAUAUUUAUUUAAAUGUAAUUAUAAUAACCCUAUGUUCUUCUGUGUAUAGGAUUGUGUAGUAACUAAUGAGCUUACCUUCAUGAUUAGUAA
Clarias gariepinus (North African catfish) is the source of this 3894-nucleotide messenger RNA. It is a transcript of the gene sema3ga, whose product is annotated as sema domain, immunoglobulin domain (Ig), short basic domain, secreted, (semaphorin) 3Ga. The transcript has 19 exons. Lineage: Eukaryota; Metazoa; Chordata; Actinopteri; Siluriformes; Clariidae. Gene Ontology annotation, biological process: neural crest cell migration; negative chemotaxis; semaphorin-plexin signaling pathway. Bases 791 to 3013 code for a protein of 740 amino acids. The record is from RefSeq and is a predicted model, not a curated record. Gene Ontology annotation, molecular function: semaphorin receptor binding; chemorepellent activity.